Molecule: messenger RNA, 2951 nt
Organism: Mytilus californianus (California mussel)
Lineage: Eukaryota; Metazoa; Mollusca; Bivalvia; Mytilida; Mytilidae
Product: cadherin-11-like
Exons: 10
Coding region: 444-2162 (572 amino acids)
Biological process (GO): homophilic cell-cell adhesion; calcium-dependent cell-cell adhesion; cell morphogenesis
Cellular component (GO): adherens junction; catenin complex; membrane
Molecular function (GO): cadherin binding; calcium ion binding
Source: RefSeq, a predicted model, not a curated record
UGGUUAAUAUUAUGUAUGGAAGAACACUUUCUUAUUCGAUCGGAUGAAAGACACGGAUACCAAAGUAAAUACCUUUAUUCGUUUGAAAUUAUUUAAGUCAAUUAGCCCAACGUUUGUAUUAGGUUUUUGAUUUUAAAAUAUUUUGACCUGGAGCAUCCCAGAAGAGACCAUAAAAAUGCUCAUCUUGCGCAGUAAAACUGAUACAAUUCACAUUAUUACAAAUCUACAUAACCCAUCAAAAAUCUGUAAAAUAUAUAUACCUUAUAGUGUUAUAUUUUACAGAUGAAUACGGAGUAUUUCUAAAGGGAGGAACGGCUCUAAAUUAUGACACAACACCGUCUUAUUCACUUGACAUAGAGUGUGGUGAUCAUCGUAGAAAUGUCUCUGGCAUCCUGACAGUUGAUAUCAUUCAAAAUGAGCCUCCAACCAUUGUUAACUUACCAAUGAGCUGUGAGAUACUAGAAAGCAUAACAGCAGAAAGUCUAUUGUAUACCGUAUCUGUUACAGACCCGACCAAUGACACAGUAACAUGCACUCUGACAACAGUCACUACUAUGUUUUAUUUGCAAAUUGGAUCAAAUCAGUAUGAAACUGAGAUAUAUGUUAGAGGGAAUCAAGGUUACGUGUAUGACACCCAAAGGCAGUAUACAUUGGAAAUAGUGUGUGCUGAUAAACAAAGAAAUGAUUCCUCUGAGUUUUACAUAUACAUCCUGCGUAACAUGCCACCAUAUUUUACUAAUAUCCAAGAUAAAACUACCGUACCGGCUAAAACCACGACUAUUGGUCAGGUUAUAUUUACUGUACAAAGUAUAGAUCCAGAGAAUGACAACUUACAAUAUACCAUGACUAGUAGUAGUUUGACUGCACCUUUUCUGAUAAACCAAAAUACUGGUGAAAUAUCACUUAGUCGAUCCAUAGCAGCUGAGUUAGUAUCUGGAUAUGAACUAUUCAUAAGUGUAUCAGAUGGGAGGAAUGUUGUUGCUAGUCGAACGCUAUCAGUACGGAUUACAGAAAUCAACAGUCCUCCAGAAUUUCUAACUCCUUCGCACAAUGUAAAUAUAUUGGAAGGAAUAAAUAUUGGUUCAACAAUAUUUCAACCAGUACUUACAGAUGCAGAUGUGUCAGAUGUUCAUACAUUUUCCGUGUCAUACUCACCACCAGAGGGUGCUGUUUAUUUUCAAGUUGACUCGUCAUCUGGAUUAAUAACAUCGCUUGCUCAAAUUGAUUAUGAGAUUAUUCCCUACAAAACAUUCCUGUUGAUGAUUACGGGUUCAGAUUCUCUGAUAGAAGAUUCCUCAAAUAUAACUCUGAACAUACAGAAUGUGAAUGAACCUCCAACAUUUACAAAGAAAAAUUAUGCAUUCACAGAAACAGAGAAUAGUGCAGGAACUGUUCUACAAAAUCCAUAUUACCAGUACACAGAUGAAGAUGGAGAUACUUUAAAAUUUUCAUUUGACUGUGGCGUCGACACAGGUAGAUUGGACAUGGAUUCAACCACAGGACUCCUGUCUUACUCAAUUGAUUAUGAUUUAGAUGAAAUUGGCACUGCAUCCCAAAUGAACUGUGAUGUUUACAUUAGUGAUACUGAGUACUCUGAUACUGCUUACGUGAAUAUUACCGUGCUUAAUGACAAUGAUAAUUCACCCAAAUUUGAUCACCCUGAAUACACUUUUUUUGUACCAAUCAGCACAGGAGUUGGGUCUUUUGUUGGACAGACACAAGCAACAGACUUUGAUAUAGGAAGUAAUGGCGAUGUCCUUUAUCACAUUACACAGGAAGGCGUUAGCAAUGCUUUGUUUGAAAUUGACGAAAAUGGUUCAAUAAAACUUAGCCAAAGUCUAACUAGUUAUACCGAAGGGUCAGAGUUAAAUUUAACAGUUUAUGCUGUGGAUUCUGGUGGAAGACAAGAUACAGCUUUAGUUUAUAUUGUACUUCCUGUUCCAUAUGAAUAUACAGCUUCGGCACAAAAUGAAAUACAGUACAUGACCUUUUUUACGUAUGCUCCAAAUAUGGCCUGGUUUGUUCCAUUGGUGUUCGUUUUGUCGAUUACAUUGUGUGUUGUUAUUCAUACACUAUACACUUCAAAGUGUUCAUGCAAAAUAUCAAAACGGAAAAACAAUAAAAGAAAGAGAAGAAUUAGGCGACGACUUGAAAGAUAUUAGUUUAGUCACAUACUUUAAGAAGACUUUUUUUAAACGUUUUUCCAUAAAAGAAAGAUAAAACAGUUAACGAACUCAUCAAGAUCAAGAACAUAGGAAAUAAUAAUUCUGCAAGCCUGUUAAAACUAAUUCUAUUGAUACAAUUAUUUACUGAUAACAAUAACCAUAACCUUAAUAUCAAUGGUAAUUUUAUUUAGAAAAAGACGCUGAAUAUACCAUGGUGACAUUUAAAACUCAUAAGUCGAAGAUAAACUGACAACGCCAUGACAAAUACUAUGGGUGACCGCAGGUGUGCCGAAAGGGUUUGAAGAUCCUACUACACUUGUGGCAUCCUACUACACUAGUGGCAUCCAUGACGUUGCUCAUGGUAAGUGCAAAUUCGGUGAUGAGUUUACUUCGGUGAUGUCACAAUCGAGAAAAUCGAGUUGAAUACAAAACUUAAAGACAAAAUAGAUGAUUUUAGCUUCCUAAUCAUGAACUUUCCAUUUCUCUGUAGCAACAUUCCAUCCCAUCAGCGCCGGUAUAUGGAAUACAUAUAUCUAAGUAUAUCUUUAGGUAUCCAUGCGUUUCUAUCAUUUUGCAAUAUUAAAGUGAUGAAGAACUUUAUCAAUAUAAUCAUCAAAAUAGUUAAAAUAUUGUAAUCAUACUCUCAUGUAUAUAAUUAUGUAAAUAUUGUUCUGUGGAGUUGCAACCAUCAUUCAUAAUAUAUAUUAUAUGUUGUUACCUUGUGUUGACUGUGUAUAUUGCCUCUUGUUUUUUAAUAAAGUAUUUACUUAUGUUAAGUAAACACGA